Messenger RNA from Schistosoma turkestanicum, 3457 nucleotides. The record is from the annotation of a GenBank genome assembly. NCBI's taxonomy places the organism in Eukaryota, Metazoa, Platyhelminthes, Trematoda, Strigeidida, Schistosomatidae.
GUAGAGUCUAGUUCGAGGUCAUUUUGAAUUAAUUAAAAACAAGAAAGAAGAUGAAAAAAUCGAUUUCACAUUAAUUUGGUUGUUUUUUUAAAAAAAAGAUUGAGACGACGGCGACAACGAACAAGACGCAUCAGUUUUGUCAAUGUCAACAAGCGAUUAAGAUUUAUCAUUCAUAUAUAUAUAUAUGGCCACAAUCAUUCUGAUUAUUAUUGUCGGCUUACAUUACUUCUGUGACAAGAUGUUAUUACACCGCCAUUGACGAUUGAUCAUUGAUCAUUGUGUUAGAUCAGAUUUAACGAUGUCCAGUGAAAUCAUACCUAUGAACAGUAAUAAUAAUAAAAAUACUAUGACUAAAACUUUAGUCAAUACUACAAAUCCUAUGGCAUCCGGUGAUACAUUGGAUGAGAAAGACGGCAUACAAGGUGGUUGUCUACAUGGAAAGUCGAUACAUGCUGCACAAACCAAUGAUUCUUCUAUUUGUGUGAUCACAUCGAAUCAUGACGAACUGAUGAAUAGUAAUACUACUAAUGAUCGGAUUAAUAAAUCAUCCAUUCAGCAACAACCACAAUCACAACCACAACAGCAUUCAAACUCUUCUAUGCAACAUCAAAUUAUGAAGAAUCAAUUCACUGAGAAUAUCAGUAAUACAUUUCUAUCGGAUACAGAUGAUCAUGCUGAGACAAAUAAUUGUUGUUAUACAACAACCUCUAAACUAUUCAACUCAGAUAGUAAUAACAACAAUAAUGAUAUGAAUACUAUACCGAUUUGUUUAAAUAUAUCAAAUUCACCAUGUUGUUUACAAACUACCGAUGCAAUGAAUAGUAAUGCAAUGAUUUGUAAAUUUGUUGAAAAAGAAAAACAAUUGAUUAUUGAACAACAAACUAUACCUAGAACAUUUGAUCAAUCCAGUGGAAUAUUUUGUUCAAAUAAUAAUAAUACUAAUAAAAAUCUAUCAUUGUGUCCAUUGAAUAAUGAUCGAUCUAGUAGUAGUAAUGGUUCAUGUAAUGAUUAUUUUAAACAUGCUUUUCCGUCUUCUACUACUACUACUACUACUUCAGAUGAUUAUUUGGAGAAUCAUUUGAACACUACAACGAUUACGACAACAACAACACUGACGACGACACCGACACCGACGACGUCCACAACAGACACUUCAUCAUCCAUGACACCGACCAAAUCGACCACAAUGAUUGAUGUAAAAACCAAUCAUCAAAUAUCCAUGAUAUAUGAUCAACAUCAUACUGCUGCUGUAAAUGAUACGCCUAGAUGUGAUUAUUUGAAUGAUGUAAGUAUUUAUAAUGAUAGUAAUAAUAAUAAUAAUAAUAAUAAUAAUAAUAAUAAUAAUAGUGGUUACAUUGAUAACACUGUUAGUUUUGAUGUAUAUCAUAUCAAUUCAAGUUGUACUACUACUAGUAGUAGUAAUAAUAAUAGCUUACUGAAACAACAAACUAAUGAGAAUUUUGUUAAAAAAAAUGGUAUAAAAUCACAAGAAUCAUGUUCAGCAACAACAACAUCUACAACAGCAACUGUCACUACUAUACCGCUUAAUGCUGUGAUUCAAUCAAAUGUCAUUGAAUCGCCAUCGCCACAUCAUCAAAGACAAAAACAAUUGCAUCAUGAUCAUAGAACAUACAUGUCUCCAUCAUGUUCAACGGAUUCUUCAUAUUUAUUUAGUCAAUGUUUAAAUAUACUAACUAAUAGAAAAUCUGUUACUACUACCACUGCGACUACUACCACUACUGUUACCGCUACUACUACUACUACAACGAUUAACAUCACUAAUAACAACAGUAUACCUACAUCACCAAGUACUACUACUACUACUACUGAUAAUAAGAAUGAUACUACAUCACGUGAUCAUAAUAAACUAAAUGGAAGUGAUCUAACCCAUUCCUCAUUACAUCCAUCCACUUCAAUUGGGAAUAAUUUAAGAAAUAGAAAUUUAACUACUGAAAACAAUGUUAGUAGUCAUAAUAAUAAUAACAACAAUAAUACCAAUAGCAAUAAUACAAACACAAAUCAUGAUAAAACUAAUUUAAUUAUUAAUUAUUUACCACCUUAUAUGUCACAAGAAGAAGUGAAACUGUUAUUUUCCACAUGUGGUAAAAUUGAAAGUUGUAAAUUAAUACGUGAAAAAUCAACUGGUGAAAGUUUAGGUUAUGCAUUUGUAAAAUAUUCACAUCCAAAUGAAGCACAACAUGCAAUCCAUACAUUAAAUGGUUUAUCAAUACAAAAUAAAACAAUUAAAGUCUCACUAGCUCGACCAAAUUGUGAAUCAAUUAAAGGUGCUAAUCUCUAUGUGAGUGGUUUACCAAAAACAAUGACACAAAAUGAAUUAGAACAAUUAUUUAGUCAAUAUGGACGUAUUAUAACAGCACGUAUAUUAUAUGAUAAUAAGACAGGUAUAUCACGUGGUGUAGCAUUUGUACGUUUUGAUCAUCGUUAUGAAGCUGAACUGGCUAUACAACAAUUAAAUGGUUAUCAGUUACCUACUGAUUAUUAUUCAAAUAAUUUAUUAUUGAAUAAACCAAUUACAGUGAAAUUUGCCAAUUCACCAAGUUUAAUGAAACUUGAUAAUCUUAGUUUAGUAUUAUUGAAAAAAGUUGCACAAUUACAAGCUGUUGCAACAUCGACUAUGAAUUCAUCAGCAUCAUCGGCAGCGGCAGCAGCAGCUGCAGCGGCCGCGGCACCUGGAACAACGGGAACAGCCGGAGCAGCAUCCUCGUCAGCAGCAACAGCGUCAUCAUCAUCACGAAGCGCCACUAAAGCAGCAAUCGACACAGCGCUAUUCAAUCCAUUACAACAACAAAUAGCGAAAAUAUCCAACCUGUUAAAAUAUUCCAUUACAUCGCCUAGUUCCAAUGAAACUAAUUUUUUUUCUAGUAUGGCUGCUGCUAGUACUGCAGCAAUGAGUAAUUCUAUUUUAGCACCAGCUAUUGUAGCCAGUUCUGGUGGUUUAACCCCAAAUGGUUGGUGUAUAUUUGUGUAUAAUUUAGCACCGGAAAUUGAAGAAUCACAUUUAUGGCAAUUAUUUGGUCCAUUUGGUGCUGUACAAACAAUUAAAAUAAUUUAUGAUACAAUUAAUAAUAAAUGUAAAGGUUUUGCAUUUGUUACAAUGAGUAAUUAUGACGAGGCUGUACUAGCUAUACAUUCAUUGAAUGGAUUUAUAUUGAAUAAUAGAAUAUUACAAGUAUCAUUUAAAACAACCAAUAAUAAGUCAAGGUCAUUUACAUUGAAUAAUAAUAAUGCGUCAUCAUCAUUAUCAUCAGCAUCAUCAUUAUCAUCGUCAUCAACAUCGGCAUCAGCAUCGGCAUCAGCGUCAUCAUCAACCUCGGCAUCGACUUCAUCAUUGAAUCAGUCAAGUUCGCUACCAUCGGAUACAUUAACAAAUUUAUCUCAUCUACAUCAAACAUCAUCAAAUUUUUCUUUGAAGCCAAAGAAAAAUUUAACUAAGUAA